AUGCCUCAAACGCGGGCUCUCCACGCUCAAGGCAAUGUCCGGUUCAUGAAGAGCGCUUUCGUCAAGCAGACUUUGGGCGAUCAAGUCCUUUGGACAGAAGAAGACAGAUCGGUCGUCGUCCGCGAUGGGCACUCGGUCGCAAUUCGGAUCUAUCGCCCCAAAUCACAUCCCGGACCCCGACCAGUCAUGGUUCUUGCGCACAGCGGUGGAUUGUGCAUGGGUGGACUGGACACGGAGGAGUUCAUCUGUCAGCUCCUGUCUAUGAGGCUGGGCAUCGUCGUCGUCAGUGUCGCAUAUCGCCUCGCCCCGGAACGGUUGUAUCCCACCUGCGUCUACGAUGUUUACGAUGUCAUUAAAUGGCUAUCAGUCAAUACCCAGACCAUCGGUGCAGAUUUGUCCAAAGGCUUCCUCACAGGCGGCGUUUCAGGGGGUGGGAACACGACAUGCAUGGCUGCUAUUAUGGCGAGAGACGAUAAACUGCAGCCUCCUCUGACAGGACACGUCUUCAUCUGUACCGGCAUGCCCCACGAUUACACGGACCAGAAGGGGCACAAGCUCUCCCUCUUCCCAGAACAGUUGUUGAAAGGGAGUUGGGAAAGGUAUAAAAAUGGGCCGGUGGCUACUCGGGAGAUGAACAUCCUGUAUGGCCGUAAGUUAUGCUCACUUCUAUUCAAGGCUGCGAACAGAGCUCACACCAGUGAUACAGAAAUCUCUCAAUUCGACGCGCGAGAUCCCUAUGUGACCCCUUUGACGCAGACAGACUACUCUGGACUGGGUCCGGUGUUCUACCAAGUCGCCGAGAUGGACAUCUGGAGGGACAGUGCCCUUUUCUACUGCGAGAAAAUCAAGGAGGCCGGCGGCCAAGUCAAGGUGGAGGUAUAUCCUGGCGUGCCGCAUCUGUGGUGGUCCAUGUACCCGCAGCUUUCGAUCAACAGGAAGUGGAUUCAGAAUCUGGUCAACGGCGUCGAGUGGCUGCUGAGCCUGCAACGGGGUGGCGCUGCUCUCCCUUCUAGACUCUAG
This is a messenger RNA of Fonsecaea pedrosoi CBS 271.37, 1020 nucleotides long. RefSeq lists its product as uncharacterized. Gene Ontology annotation, molecular function: hydrolase activity. NCBI's taxonomy places the organism in Eukaryota, Fungi, Ascomycota, Eurotiomycetes, Chaetothyriales, Herpotrichiellaceae. The coding region runs from base 1 to 1020 and encodes 339 amino acids. The record is from RefSeq and is a predicted model, not a curated record. The transcript is spliced from 2 exons.